This is a messenger RNA of Carcharodon carcharias (great white shark), 720 nucleotides long. Its product is annotated as transcription cofactor HES-6-like. The record is from RefSeq and is a predicted model, not a curated record. The coding region runs from base 1 to 720 and encodes 239 amino acids. Gene Ontology annotation, molecular function: protein dimerization activity; RNA polymerase II cis-regulatory region sequence-specific DNA binding; DNA-binding transcription factor activity, RNA polymerase II-specific. NCBI's taxonomy places the organism in Eukaryota, Metazoa, Chordata, Chondrichthyes, Lamniformes, Lamnidae. Gene Ontology annotation, cellular component: nucleus. Gene Ontology annotation, biological process: anterior/posterior pattern specification; regulation of transcription by RNA polymerase II; regulation of neurogenesis. The transcript is spliced from 4 exons.
AUGACUGCCACAACUUUUAGCAACAACGUGGAAAAACUCUCCAAUGCCAAAGAGGAACGUAAGUUAAGAAAGCCUCUCAUCGAGAGAAAAAGACGAGAACGGAUCAAUAACUGCCUCGAUCAACUGAAAGAAACAGUAGUUGGUGCCUUUCGUCUGGAUCAAUCAAAACUUGAAAAAGCCGAUAUCCUCGAGAUGACAGUCAAACAUCUUCAGAAUGUUCAAAACAGCAGGAUGAUUGCCGAUUCUAAAAUUGGACUGGAGGCUCAGCAGAGAUAUAGUGCUGGCUACAUCCAGUGUAUGCAUGAAGUUCACAACCUGCUCUUAACCUGCGAUUGGAUGGACAAAACCGUCGGGGCGCGCUUGUUGAAUCACUUACUCAAGUCACUGCCUCGAUCCAGCGAAGAUUCGCGUCAGCCCAGACUGAAGACACCUACAGUUAACCUCCAACCUGCUCAGACUCAGCUCUCGUCGGUGACCCAUGGGAACAUGCCUUCAGUCAACGCCGCUUCCUCGGGAGCUGUGGAUUCAUUCCCUCGCUCAUCUCCAGACCAAAUCUGCAAUCCUGGAUUUAAAGCGUGCGGGAAAAACGCGGAACAAUUUCCAGUUCCUACCGCAAACCUUCAGCAACCUGCCAGCUCGCCUACCCAACAGCUCCAAGAAGAUUUAUCCUUCAUGCACCAUCCAUCGGCUGCAUCAUCAGAUGUGUGGAGACCCUGGUGA